Messenger RNA from Rhipicephalus sanguineus (brown dog tick), 1064 nucleotides. RefSeq names its product glutamate receptor ionotropic, kainate 5. The record is from RefSeq and is a predicted model, not a curated record. Gene Ontology annotation, molecular function: ligand-gated monoatomic ion channel activity. NCBI's taxonomy places the organism in Eukaryota, Metazoa, Arthropoda, Arachnida, Ixodida, Ixodidae. Gene Ontology annotation, cellular component: membrane. The transcript is spliced from 7 exons. The coding region runs from base 111 to 1064 and encodes 317 amino acids.
CUGUUGCAGCUGAUAUAAAGUUCAAAAACAAGAAGAUCGAAGUAAAAGGAAUCACAGACGUCUUUUUCUCUUCUUUGAAACAAUUUCUUAACUGCACAUACGAAUACAAGAUGGCCUCUGCAAUUACCUUCGGAACUCCGUAUCCUAACGGUACCUGGUCUCCCGGAAUCAUGGCUGAUCUCCAGAAUAAUGUGAUUGACAUCACAAUGCCAGCCGUUGCCAGAGCUGCCGACCGCGACGUAUUGGCAGACCCAAUUCCGGCCAUUUCGGUGCUGCCUGUAAACAUCUUGGCUGGGCGGAAUAGAACCCGUGAAACUAACGUGGCUGGUUACCUGCUGACCUUCGAUCCCCAAGUGUGGGCGAUGCUUCUGUUCUUCCUGGCCUUCCUCAGCAUCGUUAUGAUCUCCUUGGACGCCAUUUCACGGAAGAUGCGCCGCCAGAGGGCUUCCGUUUUUGAAAUGUGGAACCAACACUUCUGGAUGCUGUUCGAGAACAUGUUUUGCGAAGCAUCGGCGGAAAUGCCAGAGCGCACGGAUCUGCGGCUCGUCAGCGCCGUCUGGUGGAUCGCCAUCGUGGUGCUGAUGAACGCGUUCGCUGGCCAGAUGCGCGCCUGCCUUAUGGUCAAGUCCGAGCUGAAGCGCAUCAAUACCCUGGCUGACAUCGCUGAGAAGCCUCAUCUCAAGGUCUACCUUCUUAAGAACACUGUGGCCUCACGUUAUCUCGAGUCGUCUCAAGGAGCCGCAGAGCGAAAAGUGUGGAGCAUGAUACGCCGCGACCGGACCGACCUCUUCGGCCUGCUGAGAUUCCCUGAAGAGAUGGUACAUGAGAUUGUGCAGGAGAAGGCAGUGGUCAUUCAUGCCGGAACAAUUUCACAAAACGAGACCGACUGCCUCUUGGUCUUCGAGGCACGCUUUUAUCCCUUCUCCCCCGGGUUCCAGAAGCGUCUGGGAGGGUUCUUCGGCAGUGCAGCACGGCCAAGGCUAGGGAAAGUUCGAGAAUUUUUCUCGCCCGUUCUACUGACGGCGGCGUCGCUCGGCGUUUCAGCAUGCUUUCCAUCUAGAUGA